GGCGAUUCGGCCCCUCCGCACACUCUCUAUACCCAUAAGCCCGCUAGCAGCUUAGCAACAACAGCAGACUCUUCCACAGGAGUCUUGUGGUCGAACACCGAAAAUCCGCAAAUAGAACCCCGCAGACGUCGACGAAAUAAUGCCCGCCGCCCAAAUCAAUCAACCCUCGAACCAGAUCAAGCUCACCAACGUGAGUCUGGUGCGCAUGAAAAAGGGCAAAAAGCGCUUCGAGGUCGCUUGCUACAAAAAUACCGUCACUUCAUUCCGCGCUGGCAACGAAACAGAUCUUGACAACGUUCUCCAAAUACCGAAUGUCUUCCUCAACGUCAGCAAAGGCCAGGUGGCCAACAACGAGGACAUUAAGAAAGCCUUCCCUGGGAUGACGAGAGAUGAAGUUGUGUUGGAGAUCCUCAAGAAGGGCGAAAUUCAGGUCGGUGAAAAAGAGCGAUCACAGGAGUUGGACCGCGUGCACAAGGAAGUGAUAGACAUCGUGGCUGGGAGACUGGUCGAUCCUAAGAGUAAAAGAGUCUACACCACUGGCAUGAUCGAAAAGGCAUUGGAUCAGCUCAGCAGUCAAGGUGGACACGCAGGGAGAGCAGCAGGAAAAGCCGGGCCAGCAGGAGGCGAUAGAAGUCAGAGCAGAGAACAGAGCAGCAUAUCAGCUUCCGGAUCAGGCACGACGACACCUGCGAAGAAUGGAGAGGCUACGGAAGUGAAGCCAGUGGAAGAAAAAGCCAAGCCCAAAUGGACAGGCGUGGUAACGACGAGGAGCGCAAAGUCACAAGCGCUCGACGCCAUGAAGGCUCUGAUCGCACACCAACCAAUCCCUGUCGCAAGAGCGAGAAUGAGACUACGAAUAACAUGUCCGACGGAUGUGCUGAAGCAGAAUGUAAAGACGGCGCCCAAAGCUGAAGGAGAAGAGGCAACGACAGGGAGCGUGAAGGAUAGAAUCCUGUCCUUUGUGGAGCAGGUGGAGACGGAGGAGAACUCGGGCAAAGAGUGGGAAUGCAUAGGUUUCGUGGAGCCCGGAGCAUACAAACUUCUCAGCGACUUCAUUAGCACGCAGACGAAAGGGAAAGCGAGAGCAGAGGUUCUGGAUACCACUGUCACGCAUGAGGAUUAAAUGCAUUAUGGAAAAUGGAAAGAGGGAUGCCUUGACGAAUGAUCGAUACCUACAUCAUGGAGCGUUCGAGCGCUAGUAUUAGAAAAAAGCAUUUUUCAGAGAUU
Messenger RNA from Sphaerulina musiva SO2202, 1227 nucleotides. Its product is annotated as Shwachman-Bodian-diamond syndrome protein. NCBI's taxonomy places the organism in Eukaryota, Fungi, Ascomycota, Dothideomycetes, Mycosphaerellales, Mycosphaerellaceae. Gene Ontology annotation, biological process: cytosolic ribosome assembly; ribosome biogenesis. The record is from RefSeq and is a predicted model, not a curated record. Bases 140 to 1123 code for a protein of 327 amino acids. The transcript has a single exon.